AUUGAUGCAAAAGAGACAACUUAAUGGGAAUGCCUUUAUAAACUUUACAAGAAAGUAGGCUUUGCUCAAUCUUAAAUGAAACACUGUUCACGGUGAAUGAACAUUGUACUUUUUGUAUUUAGUUUCAACAAGCUAAAACAUAUAACAGCGUGAUCGUGUGCAUACCGCACUGAGUGAGAAACUGGAGGAAACAGUACGCGUGUUAGUGUGCAUACCGCACUGAGAGAGAAACUGGAGGAAACAGUACGCGUGUUUUGACUUUGCAAGUUAAAAAUAAGAAUAAACUUAUAAUAUAUUUCGUUUUAAGCAACAACGAAGAACAUACCACACAUAUAUCAUGGAUAGUUCUGCAGAACCAGACAUAGAUAUGGCGGCUGACAACACGGAGUCACCGGAAGGAUUGAAAGACGUGAAGAGGGACCAGCAAGCUCUCCGGCCACGAGUAAUCUACUCGGUGCAAGAUAUACCACCGCUGUAUUUGUGCUUGAUUCUUGGAUUUCAGCACUACGUAACGGCGGUGAGCGGCAUCAUUUCCACUCCUCUCAUGUUACGGGACCAUUUCUGUAUGGACGACGAUGACGUGGGUGUCAGCGAGCUCAUCGGCACAAUCCUGUUUGUUUCUGGCCUAGCAACCCUCCUCCAGAGCACCAUUGGCAUACGGUUACCAAUCGUUCAGGGAAGCACGAUAACGUUUGUAGUCCCGACCCUCGCCAUCAUGUCACAACCACAAUGGAAAUGUCCGUAUACCGAGGCAAGAAAGACAUAUGGACAGAGUGUUAACUUUACAGACAUUGGAUUGCCACCAGUUGGCAGCGAAGGUCACAGAGAGAUUUGGCAAAGCCGUGUGCGAGAAAUUCAGGGGGCUAUAAUAAUUGCUUCUAUAUUUCAAGUCGUUAUAGGAUUUUUCGGGAUUAUGACAUACGCGAUCAAGUUCAUAGGCCCAUUAUCUAUCAUUCCUAUAAUCACGUUGACGGGCAUUUCUCUGUUUCCGGUGGGGUCCAAAAUGUCCUCUGGUCAAUGGUGGAUUGCUGUUAUGACUAUGCUCCUUAUAACAAUAUUUAGUCAAUAUAUGAAGGAUUUUAAAGUUUGGACAUUCUCAUGUACUGCAGAUGGUUGUAAAAGAUCAGGACUUAACGUGUUUGGGUUAUUUCCAAUACUGUUGUCGAUGAUUAUUUCAACUAUAAUUUGCUCCAUUUUAACCGCAACAAACGUGUUACCUGACGAUAAAGAGAAAUGGGGUUAUUUAGCGCGGACUGAUACGAGUCUUGACGUGUUAAGUAAAUCUAAAUGGGUGAAUUUCCCGUACCCAGGUCAAUGGGGCACACCAACAAUAUCUACCGUCGGAGUGUUCGGUAUGUUGUCGGGUGUACUUGCCGCAAUGGUGGAAUCAGUGGGAGACUACUUUGCAUGCGCAAGAUUAUCUGGUGCUCCACCACCUCCUUUGCAUGCUGUAAACAGAGGCAUUUUCAUCGAAGGCAUAUGCUGUGUUCUAACAGGAGCAUGGGGCUCGGGAAACGGGACUACUUCUUUUAGCGAAAACAUCGGUGUAAUAGGUCUUACAAAAGUCGGAAGUCGACGUGUUGUUCAGAUUGGAGGUCUUAUGAUGCUUAUACUUGGAUGUUUUGGUAAAUUCGCCGCUCUGUUCCUAAUUAUCCCCAAACCUGUGCUAGGUGGAACAUUUAUGGUAACGUUUGCUAUGGUCACAGCUGUUGGUCUAUCAAAUAUGCAAUACAUCGAUCUUAACAGCUCUAGAAACCUUUUUGUUGUAGGAGUUCCAAUUUUCUUUGGCUUAAGCCUUUCACAAUGGAUCGCACAAAACGAUAGCAUCAAAACAGGAAAUACUACCGUUGACCAACUAUUUACCGUACUGCUCAGUACCGGUAUGUUUGUUGGUGGCAUAUUAGGAUUCAUUUUGGAUAAUACAGUACCUGGUACGGAUGAAGAACGAGGAUUAAAAACGUGGAGACAAAACUUAAGUGAUAAAGGUGAAGCUAGCGACUUAGAGGAAAGAAAGGUGUACGACUUGCCAUUUAUUGGCAACCACAUACGGCGAGUGAACUGCUUAAAAUACUUGCCAAUAAGUCCGACAUUCGUUGUGAAUGAAACUGGUGUUACAAAUAAAGCGCUAGUUGGAAACACGAACCAAGCAUUUGACGGCAAAUAUGAUACCACUCAUUUAUGACACGUCAUCUUUGUACUGACGUGAAUCAACGCUUAGCUAGAACAAUAUGAAAGCAGAGCAGGAACAUAUUAAAUGAAAUGUUGUACAACAACUAAAUUUAAUAAGUAAGAUUUCACUGCCGUUUAUUUUCAGGAAUUGGUUCGUUCGUGUUGUCUUUUACAUUAGGCAACUGCAAAUAGACUAUAGUGGAAACUUAACAAUUAAACAUGUGUGUCGCCAUGUAGCUGUAAAACUCUCCAUGCGUCCAAACUGGAUUCUAAUUAAGGAUAACUUUGUGUACGUGUGCUUGUCUUCUUGGGUUCAGGUGCUUGAAUCAUUUGUACAAAAAGUAGCAAC
Molecule: messenger RNA, 2518 nt
Organism: Mya arenaria
Lineage: Eukaryota; Metazoa; Mollusca; Bivalvia; Myida; Myidae
Product: solute carrier family 23 member 2-like
Exons: 2
Coding region: 338-2182 (614 amino acids)
Biological process (GO): transmembrane transport
Cellular component (GO): membrane
Molecular function (GO): transmembrane transporter activity
Source: RefSeq, a predicted model, not a curated record